ACCAUUCGUCCAUUGCGUUGCAACGGUGUUAAUAUGAACCACUGUAACGGCGGUCUGCAAUGACGUGCUGCUUGUCACAAUUUACAUUUACCAAGAAAAUAUUGGAAAACCAAAAUCGUUUAUCAUGAGUGAUUUGAAUAUUCCAAUAAUAGAACCCACUGUUGACUAUACAAAGAUUCCUUCUGUAAAUCAAAAACGAACAAUAGCUUUUAUAAACCACUUUAUAGCUCACACAAUAACAUUUUUGAAUAAAUUUUCACUGUCUUGUGAAGAGAAACUUUUUGACUUUGAAGACAAAAUACAAAGGGUUGAAGCAUCAUUAGAACUCUUAGAAGCAAGGUUAUCAACGAUUCCAAUUGCUGAUAAUGAACUGAUCAGCAACAUAGUUAAAGAGAAAAAAAGUGAAGAACAAAUAACUAAACACUCAGAAGUAACUUUAUAUGAAAAUAUUGAAACUAAAGAUGAAGUUCCUAUUGAGCCUAAAGUUGAAGAAUCUAAUAUGCAGCCAAUAAGUUUGGAUCCACAAUAUGCAAAAUACUUUAAGAUGGUUAGUGUUGGUGUACCAAAACCAGCUGUUAAAUUAAAAAUGGAACAAGAAAAAUUGGACCCAUCUAUUUUAGACAAUCCUCAUUUACUAGUUCCAAAACCAAAAGAUAAGAAUUCAGAUAUAAAUGUAGAUAGUUGAAAAAAAAAUAAAUAAAAAGUUUUGUAUAUGCAUUUUAAUUUUGUACAUAUAUUUGAAAUAAAAAGAACAAAUUUACAAACCAGUAAAGAUUUUUUAUUUAUUAUUAUUAAAUAUGGUUCCUUAAAGUUAUCU
Phymastichus coffea is the source of this 817-nucleotide messenger RNA. RefSeq names its product WASH complex subunit 3 (gene CCDC53). Lineage: Eukaryota; Metazoa; Arthropoda; Insecta; Hymenoptera; Eulophidae. The transcript has 4 exons. Bases 125 to 685 code for a protein of 186 amino acids. The record is from RefSeq and is a predicted model, not a curated record. Gene Ontology annotation, biological process: actin filament polymerization; exocytosis. Gene Ontology annotation, cellular component: WASH complex.